CUUUACCUUGAGCCCGAGACCUUUGGAUCCUUGGCAACACGACGCUUGAUAACAGUCGCAACAGAACGUUUUAAGAGAACGCAAUGAUACUGCAGAUGACAGCUCAGUGACAGACUCUUAAUGUCGCUCAACAGCACAUAUUUCAGCCCAACAGCAAAAACAACCGACACACACUGUGAUAAAGCGCAGGAAUCGAGAAUGACACACGACUCACCUAAGAAUGACAGUGAGUGCGGAUCGGCCCGUCGCGCGAGCAGGGAGUGGUGGCUUUACGUGGCUCUGUUGUGUGUUCCUCUGCUCGCGGUGUAUCUUCACAUCCCUCCGCCACAGCUCUCACCUGCGGUCAACAGCUGGCGCACUUCCGGUCACUUCUUCACAUUCAGAGGCAAUAACAUCUUCUAUAAAGAGUCAUUUGGUGUCGUGGGAAGCUCUGAUGUCCUCUUGCUGCUUCAUGGUUUUCCUACUUCUAGCUAUGACUGGUAUAAGAUCUGGGAUUCUCUGACUCAACGCUUUAACAGAGUCAUUGCUCUCGACUUCCUGGGCUUUGGUUUUUCACACAAACCGCGACCGCACCGUUACUCCAUCUUCGAGCAGGCCAGUGUGGUGGAGGCCCUGGUUGCUCAUUUGGGUCUGUCAGAGCAGAGGAUCAACAUCCUGUCACAUGACUACGGAGACACUGUAGCUCUCGAGUUACUGUACAGGAGUGACCAUAACAGAAGCGGACACAUCACGAUAAACAGCCUCUGCCUCUCAAAUGGAGGAAUAUUCCCUGAGACUCAUUAUCCAAGAUUCCUUCAGAAAGUGCUGAAGGACUCUGGUUUCAUUUCACCUGUAUUUACCCGCCUAAUAAACUUCCAGCUUUUCUCUAGAGGAAUAAGGGAUGUGUUUGGACCAUACACCCAGCCAACAGAAGCCGAGUUCUGGGACAUGUGGACAGGCAUUCGCUUUAAUGAUGGAAAUCUGGUCAUGGACAGUAUCCUGCAGUACAUUAACCAGAGGCUGAAACACAGAGAGAGAUGGGUCGGGACUCUAACCUCCACUUCAACACCAUUGCACAUGAUUUAUGGACCACUAGAUCCAGUUAAUCCACAUCCUGAGUUUAUCCAGCUCUACCAGAAACUAGUGCAGAGAUCCACUGUAUCGGUUCUAGAUGAGCAUGUGAGUCAUUAUCCACAGCUGGAGGAUCCCACAGGCUUCUUUAAUGCCUACCUUAGCUUUAUCAACUCAUUCUGAGAUAAGUAAUGGAGUGGAAUAUUGCCUCAAAUAAGUUGUUAGAAAAUAUUCAAAUCCAUUUAACAAACCGCAGUGUGAAAUGUCAGUCAUGGGUUUAAAUGCAUGAAACCGAAAGUAUUGCACCAAAUACCCAAACAGUCAUUACAACAGAGUUUGCUCAAAUACAAUGCCAUUACUUGUAAAUACAUUUGUGUUCAAUGCAUGAAUGCUUUUA
Molecule: messenger RNA, 1447 nt
Organism: Sinocyclocheilus anshuiensis
Lineage: Eukaryota; Metazoa; Chordata; Actinopteri; Cypriniformes; Cyprinidae
Product: mesoderm-specific transcript homolog protein-like
Exons: 12
Coding region: 121-1233 (370 amino acids)
Biological process (GO): acylglycerol catabolic process
Cellular component (GO): membrane
Molecular function (GO): monoacylglycerol lipase activity
Source: RefSeq, a predicted model, not a curated record